CAAUUUAAAUAAACUAUGGAUGCUGUACAGAAAACCAGUCAGUCGGGCUUUCAAUGCCAUUCGUACAGCAUCGUCAUCAUGAAAUUCUUGAUUUGUUUUAAUUAUUUAUUUGUUUACAUUACGCUGUGUUCGGCAGCGGCCAUGGUAAGCAUUAGCGAGCAUCCCGAUUAUCCCGGCCAGUGCUAUGAUUAUGUGUAUGGAGUCGGACCCGUAUCAUGGGGUCAAGAAAUCAAUGAUCCUGUGAAAUGUUUGAGUAUAAAGUGUCGCAAAGGAAGUUGGCUGGAGAGUUAUAGCUGUGGUGUUAUUGGCGUACCUGAAGGCUGUGUGCUAAGUAAUCCUAUUGUAGCCCCCUAUCCUAAGUGCUGUCACCGUGAAUUUAUUUGUAAUAAUGCCGAUAAUAUUGAAAAAAUAUUGAAAUAAAAACCAGUUUAUACAUCUGUUUUAAAAUGACA
Messenger RNA from Musca domestica (house fly), 452 nucleotides. RefSeq lists its product as uncharacterized. The coding region runs from base 16 to 420 and encodes 134 amino acids. NCBI's taxonomy places the organism in Eukaryota, Metazoa, Arthropoda, Insecta, Diptera, Muscidae. The record is from RefSeq and is a predicted model, not a curated record. The transcript is spliced from 3 exons.